AUGGGGGCAAAGGACUACAGAGAUUUAAAAUUCUACAACUACAUUCCUGUGAACAAGGAGCUGAAGAAAUCCUGCGUGCCUUGUCCAGAUACGGAAGAAUUGGAAGCGAAAUUAAAUGAGGAAUUCGAGGAACAGGUGAAAAAUGCAUUUCAAGGGAAUGUUCUCGACCGAAUUGAUGCGAAAAAUAUCAAUGCUGAUUUGAAGAGAGAUUUGCAAAAGAAAUUAAAUGUGUUAUCGAAAAAAACGGAUAAAGCUAUAAUCGAGCUAAUUAAAAGGAAAAUAAAUGAAGGUAAAAAUAGUACACAAGAAGACGCCCUUAACGAUAACAAUCAAAAUGAGGAGCAGGACCAGAACAUGGAAAAUUCCAACACGUUAAAUUUUAAUCAAAAUGGAAAUGACUCCAAUUAUGGUCACCUUUUACAGCAGGCCAUGGACAAAUUGGAUAUCAUGGAUGACUCCGAUUGA
Molecule: messenger RNA, 465 nt
Organism: Plasmodium knowlesi strain H
Lineage: Eukaryota; Apicomplexa; Aconoidasida; Haemosporida; Plasmodiidae
Product: pre-mRNA-splicing factor CWF18, putative
Exons: 1
Coding region: 1-465 (154 amino acids)
Cellular component (GO): post-mRNA release spliceosomal complex; U2-type spliceosomal complex
Source: RefSeq, a predicted model, not a curated record